AUGUUAAUGAGCUUCCUGCGGGCAGAAGUCACGUGCCGCCCCAUUGACCAAUCAGCGCACGAGACGAACCUCGCUCAGGGCUCCCGUGCAUUUCCACUCCAAACAUCUCCCCACGAGGCAAGUAGCAGCAUGCCCAAGUCCCGUGAAUUCGUGGAGUCCAGCGACUCGGACAGCGACUCCGACGUGCAGACGAAGAGAUCGAAGAAGGAGAAGGUGUCUUCAAAGCCCGCGAAGAAAGCGCGCACGGAGGCGAGCACCUCCAAGCCGGCGGCGCGUGCCCAGGAGUCUGAAAGUGACAACAACAUGUUCCAGCUGUCCAAGAUGCGGUACGUGAGCGUGCGCGAGUUCAAGGGCAAGGUGCUCGUCGACGUGCGCGAGUACUACGACAAGGACGGGGACAUGAAGCCCACCAAGAAAGGGAUUUCUCUCGCCGUGGACCAGUGGGCACGGCUCAAGGAGCUCAUGCCCGACAUCGACGCAGCCGUCAAGAAGAUGUGAGGGCCGCUAUUCUCAUCGUCUCCGUCGUCGAGGGCUUCCACCCAGACGCCUGCAAAGUUUUAAUCCGAGCCGGGGCUCUUCUGUUUGUGACCAACGGGGGCAUGGGUUUUUUUUUUUUACAUGAAUAAAGUUGGCGUUUAGCUGCGUGCACGCACAUGUAGCUGCGUGCACCCAUGUGUAGUUGUGUGUGUGCGCGUGUGUGUAUAGUUGUGUGUGUGUGUGUGUAGUUGUGCGUGUGUGCAUUAUGUUUCUGGUCAAGGCAGACGCGCUCCACUCGUGAGUUCCCAAAGUCGUUAUUUCCAUCGUGUGUUUUUCAUGUUACCGUUGUUUCCCGCCGUACCCCACCGCCACCUCCCCACCACGAGAUUUUGUACCGGUAGGAGGAGGAGAAGGGGCCCAGCGCUGCCGCCGCCGCCACGCCUCGCCGUGCGCCGCAGCGCUCCCGCCCAUCGCGAGCGCCACGUGGCGCGGGGUUUUCUGGCUGCGGCGGUGACGCAAUUUCGGUUUCAAUAAAAAGGGCCGGGCGCGCACCU
Lethenteron reissneri (Far Eastern brook lamprey) is the source of this 1031-nucleotide messenger RNA. RefSeq names its product SUB1 regulator of transcription (gene SUB1). Gene Ontology annotation, biological process: positive regulation of transcription initiation by RNA polymerase II. The record is from RefSeq and is a predicted model, not a curated record. Lineage: Eukaryota; Metazoa; Chordata; Hyperoartia; Petromyzontiformes; Petromyzontidae. Gene Ontology annotation, molecular function: DNA binding; transcription coactivator activity.